AUGGAUGAGACGGAGUUAGUGGUUCCUUGGGAGAAGCAGCAACGUAUGCUUAACUCUUCCAAUCCACAGCCCUCGUCUCCAGUGCGCAAGAGCUUCUCUUACGCCGGUGUGUGGCAGGAUCCUGGCACGGCUCAAUCGGGAGUGAUCUGUACUGACGCUGCUACUGCAGCGGCGACUGCGGCCGCUACUGCUCCAUUUACAGUACCGCAUCCACCAGCAUCACUUCCGUCUACCUCCGAGGAGGGGCUCCCCUUGACAGGCUCUCUGGGGGCUCAAGGGUCCUCUACACGCAAGCCAUCGUCGGUUACUGAUCCCAUGACUAUCAUUUUUCAAGCUGGUGCAAAAAUGAAAUUUGUGCCAUUUUUUGCUAGACAGGGAGCUCCACCUUUGGCGCUAAGCAGUGAUGGGGAGGUAUCUUGCACUUUUAUCAGGCCUCUACUUGGGGGUAUUUCACGGGUCCAAGUGACCACUGGUGGUGGUGAAGUGGUUUUGACACAAUUCAAACUUCUGCUGCCCAUGAGUGCUCUUUGUCGUAAACGAGCACCACCAUCGCGAUCCUCCAUUCUGGUCAGCAAUGCCCAAAGCGAUUAG
This is a messenger RNA of Hydatigera taeniaeformis, 591 nucleotides long. Lineage: Eukaryota; Metazoa; Platyhelminthes; Cestoda; Cyclophyllidea; Taeniidae. The record is from the annotation of a GenBank genome assembly.